AUGAUCCGCCAAGCGCUGAUGCAGUCAACAUCGAGGCAAUACGAUUUUGAAAGCGAAUUAUGUGCUGAAGCGGAACAGGAGUUGGCGAUCAGUUUAGCAUUGGAAAUGAUCACCGACGGCCUGAUUAACCGGCUCGGACAGGUCGCGCCAAAUCGUGAACGAGUAGUGAAGACAUGGUUCCAAAAUCGACGAAUGAAGCACAAAAAGGUGGUUCGAAAGGACCACAAUGGAGCCGAUAUACCGGACGAAGAUGAAACCGAUUGGGCCGAUGUCACAGCUUAG
Messenger RNA from Cooperia oncophora, 282 nucleotides. The record is from the annotation of a GenBank genome assembly. Lineage: Eukaryota; Metazoa; Nematoda; Chromadorea; Rhabditida; Trichostrongylidae.